CUCGCCGGCCUCGGGUGCAGGGUGACGUCACGUAGUUCCCGUCUGCUUUAUUUUGCUUCUUCGGUCUCCGGAGCCGCCAUUACAGGAAGGGGAAAAUAAAAAAAAGAACUGGACCGAGUCGAGCUGGAGAACUCCGGAGCGGAACAGAGCUGGGGGGACCGGACAAGAGGAAACGAGGGGGAGUCCGGUCCCGGCGGAGAUGAACGGGGAACGGAAGCCGGCAACGGGAUAAAGCCAGCUUCCUGACAGACACGGUUGUCCAGCCCUGGGAGUGUCACAAUGACUGAGCAUGGCAUAAAGUGGUCUUGCGAAUAUUGUACUUACGAGAACUGGCCGUCUGCUAUCAAGUGCACCAUGUGCCGUGCCCAGAGACCCAGCGGUGCUAUCAUCACAGAAGAACCAUUCAAAUGCAGUGCCCCUAAUGUGGGUACUAUAGAAAGAAGCGGGGGAAGUCCAUUAAUUUGUCCUGACUCCAGCGCCAGGCCACGUGUAAAAACCUCAUUUAGCAUGGAAAACGGCAGUAAGUGGUCUUGCCACAUGUGUACCUACCUGAACUGGCCCAGAGCCAUACGAUGCACACAGUGUUUGUCCCAACGUCGGACACGUAGCCCAACAGAAUCUCCACAGUCCUCCGGAUCAGGUUUGCGAUCCAUUCCCAGCCCCGUUGACCCAUGUGAGGAAUAUAAUGACCGCAAUAAACUGAACAUUAAAGGUCAGCACUGGACUUGUUCUGCUUGUACGUAUGAGAACGGCGCGAAGGCCAGAAAAUGUGUAGUCUGCGACCACCCUUCUCCCAACAACAUAGACUCUAUAGAGCUGGCGGAUACGGACGAGGCCUCCUCUAUUAUUAAUGAGCAAGACCGAGCUCGCUGGAGAAGCGGCUGCAGCAGUAGUAACAGCCAGCGUCGCUCCCCACCCAUGCCCAAGCGGGAUUCGGAGAUGGAUUUCCAAAGGAUUGAACUAGCGGGGGCGGUGGGCAGCAAGGAUGAGCUGGAACUGGACCUCAAGAAGCUGAAGCAAAUUAAAAACCGAAUGAGGAAGACAGACUGGCUGUUCUUGAAUGCAUGCGUGGGUGUCGUGGAGGGCGACCUGUCAGCCGUGGAAGCUUACAAGACAUCCGGAGGAGACAUCGCUCGGCAGCUUUCUGCCGAUGAAGUUCGUCUUUUGAACCGCCCGUCGGCCUUUGAUGUGGGUUACACUCUGGUGCACCUAUCUAUUCGCUUCCAGAGGCAGGACAUGCUGGCCAUACUUCUAACAGAAGUGUCUCAGCAUGCAGCCAAAUGUAUCCCAGCCAUGGUGUGUCCAGAGCUUACAGAGCAAAUCAGGAGGGAAAUCGCAGCUUCCAUGCACCAGAGGAAAGGCGACUUUGCUUGUUACUUCCUGACGGACCUUGUAACUUUCACUUUACCCGCAGACAUAGAGGAUCUUCCUCCCUCUGUUCAGGAGAAACUGUUUGAUGAAGUCUUGGACCGGGACGUUCAGAAAGAGCUGGAGGAGGAAUCUCCUAUUAUUAACUGGUCACUUGAGCUGGGGACCCGUCUGGACAGCAGACUUUAUGCACUUUGGAACCGCACUGCAGGUGACUGCCUACUGGACUCUGUACUACAAGCCACCUGGGGCAUCUACGACAAAGACUCGGUGCUAAGGAAGGCUCUGCAUGACAGCCUCCAUGACUGCUCCCACUGGUUUUACAGCCGCUGGAAGGAGUGGGAGUCUUGGUACUCGCAGAGCUUUGGACUACACUUCUCUCUAAGAGAGGAACAAUGGCAGGAAGACUGGGCUUUUAUUCUCUCGUUAGCAAGCCAGCCAGGGGCCAGCCUGGAACAAACGCACAUCUUUGUUCUUGCGCAUAUUCUCCGAAGACCAAUCAUAGUGUAUGGCGUGAAAUAUUACAAGAGCUUCCGCGGGGAGACAUUGGGAUACACUCGUUUUCAAGGAGUGUACUUGCCACUUCUGUGGGAGCAGAGUUUCUGCUGGAAAAGCCCAAUUGCUUUGGGCUAUACGAGGGGACACUUCUCAGCCUUGGUAGCAAUGGAGAAUGAUGGCUAUGACAAUCGUGGGGCUGGUGCAAAUCUAAACACAGACGAUGACGUAACGGUUACAUUUCUGCCUCUGGUGGACAGCGAGAGAAAGCUCCUGCACACUCACUUCCUGUCGGCGCAAGAGCUCGGCAAUGAGGACCAGCAGGAAAAGCUCCUACGAGAAUGGUUGGACUGUUGUGUGACUGAAGGCGGUGUGUUAGUAGCCAUGCAGAAAAGCUCGCGCCGUCGUAACCACCCCCUAGUGACUCAGAUGGUGGAAAAAUGGCUAGAUGGUUAUCGUCAGAUCCGCCCCUGUACGGCACUAUCUGACGGAGAGGAAGAUGAAGAAGACGAGGACGAGUGAGAAGAAGCUCUAGCGUUGAAGGCAUAAUGUCUGAACCGCACAAGAUGUGGGUCAUGACUGGGACCUGAGGUAAUGGGACCCUGCCUCAACUGCUUGAGGCCUGACACAGGGAGAAAUGCUCGAGCCCACCUACUUCUGAGGAAAUGGCACCUGUAGCUCUGAAGAAGACAUCCUUGUCAUUGAGACUGGACACUGUUUCUCAUUUUGCCUCUCCCUCCUCCUCUGGGUUGUAAAUCUUGGCGUAUAAUGCAUGUGUUGUGCAAUGGUGGGGGGAGAGUACUUUGAAGGUGAAAAUCCUAUGGUCAGCCCACAAGCAUAAUGGGCUGGUCACUUUUUGCUUUCCCCUAGUUCCUGACCCUUUUUUCCCUUGACUUUUUUAUUUUUAUUUUUUAUUGCUCACCACUUGAUUUUAACCCCGGCGUUACUGGACAGGCCAAAAUUCAUAUAUUGCACAGUUACAAACAAAAGGCUUGUGCCUGUCUCCAGCAAACAAGGGGUUAAUCAUAUAUAUUAUAAUUUUUGUUUUUUUACGAUCCCCCUAAACCAGUGGCUAGAACACAAAACGAAGGCUCUUGUACGCGGCCUGCCUUUCUGCACAAGCAAUGAUGGUCCCCAACGUUGGGCCGUAUCUAUUUUUGUUUUUAGUUUCCUUUUAUGUUUUGUGGUAUUGAAAUUUAGCUUAGGGGAGAAAAGUUGGAGACUUGUUUUUGUUUAGCCCCCCCCUCUGAUAUUGGCCUUUUGCUUCAUAAUUUCUUCCAUGGCGCCCGAGUAUUUUUGUUGGCCUUUUCGGAGAGAUAUAUUUAUUUGUCCCCCCAUCUUCACAUGCAGGAAUUAGGCUCUAAAGCGAAUGUGUGCAGUUUUCCAGCUUGGACUUGAUUGCGAAUGUGGCACAAAUACAUAGUCUUGCUGUGAACAUCUCGCACUGCUUUCUGUGUCACUUUGUACUUACCUUGGUCUGGAAGGCUUUAACCCUUGUUACAAGGAGCUUGUCACUAGGAAAGGUCCCUUUUUAGAUCCAUUACAUUUAGCAAGAUGUCCUAUUACACCAGAUUACUGCAUGCAAUUCAGUAACAACUUUCCAAUGGGCACCCCCCCAAACUAUUAUAUAGGCCCCCUUGACACACCUCCCUCCUGACUUGUUAAAGGGGUUCUGCCAUAAGUGAUGUAAAAAAUGAAAAAUCAGACGACAUAUAGGACAUGGCAACCUCUUUCUAACAAAGCUAGAACCAGCCCUGUACCUCACAUGGAUCCAGAGAUCUCCCCAUUGCUCCAAUUGUUCUGCUAGAUUCUCUUCAGGUUGGCAGCUUCGGAGAUGUGUCCUUUCUGCUGCAGCUCUUUCCCUAUCAGCUCAGGGGGCAAGUCCUCUCUGCAACUGUCACUGCUUCUAACAGUAGAUACGGCUGGCAGCAGUUGAAGGAUGGAACGGAGCACGUGCGACCACCUAAGCAGGUGAACAUGCACUACACAGACUAGACACUAAGGGGGCGCUGUUAUAAUGAAGGAAAGAAAAUAUCUCACAAUGGGAUCAUUUUUUCUAAAAGAAAGUAAAUUACAAAAGUAACUUGUUUUUCAUGCUGAAUUAUAUUAAAAUAAAAUGUAAUGGUGGCACAAUC
Molecule: messenger RNA, 3998 nt
Organism: Bufo gargarizans (Asiatic toad)
Lineage: Eukaryota; Metazoa; Chordata; Amphibia; Anura; Bufonidae
Gene: ZRANB1
Product: zinc finger RANBP2-type containing 1
Exons: 10
Coding region: 280-2385 (701 amino acids)
Biological process (GO): cytoskeleton organization; protein deubiquitination involved in ubiquitin-dependent protein catabolic process; positive regulation of Wnt signaling pathway
Cellular component (GO): cytoplasm; nucleus
Molecular function (GO): K63-linked polyubiquitin modification-dependent protein binding; cysteine-type deubiquitinase activity
Source: RefSeq, a predicted model, not a curated record